AUGGAUCGGUCCCUUGGAAACGAUUGUGGUCACAUAUUUUUUGUGGCAAGAAGUAGGAGUGUCAUCAAUAUUUGGAGUAGGCGCGUUACUUAUGUUUAUUCCUCUACAGGAUGGUUGGGGAAAAAAACUUCAGAACUUCGACUGAAGACGGCUAUCCGGACUGACGAGAGGGUUCGUUUGAUGAAUGAAAUCAUUUCGGGCAUACAAGUAAUUAAAAUGUAUACUUGGGAAAAGCCUUUCGCCUACCUUGUACAAUACGCUAGAAAGAAAGAAAUUCAACAAAUUAGGGGAUCCUCUUACAUCAGAGGAGUCUUGUUAUCGUUCAUAGUAUUUCAUACUAGAAUGCGUUUAUUCUUCAGUAUUUUGACGUAUGUGCUGCUUGGAAAUUUUAUUACCGCCCAAAAAGUUUUCGUCAUAACUUCGUACUUCAAUAUAUUGCGGACAACGAUGACUGUAUUUUUCCCUCAAGGUAUUGGACAAAUAGCCGAGAUGUUAAUAUCCAUUAAACGCCUACAGAAUUUUCUAUUGUAUGAAGAAAAAAACACUCAAGUGGCAAAUCGUUCAAAGGCCGACAAAGCUUCAAAUGGUGUUAGAAAACCAAUCAUUAUUAAUGACAAUAAUACAUCCCCACUGAAUGAUCAAAAUGACCCUGAACAAUUAGGCAAUUUAGGCAUAGUUGUAUCUAAUGCUACUGCUAAGUGGACAGAUGCUCAAACUGAAAAUUCUUUAGAAAAUAUCAAUCUAACAGUAAAACCUGGUAGAUUGGUCGCAGUCAUUGGUCCUGUAGGAGCUGGAAAAAGUUCAUUAUUACACGCAAUUUUACGAGAAUUACCACUUUCCGAAGGAAGUAUUUCUGUGCGUGGUGUAGUAUCUUAUGCAUCACAAGAACCGUGGUUAUUUGCCGGAUCAGUUCAACAAAACAUUCUAUUUGGUUUGCCAAUGGAUAAGGAACGUUAUAGAAAAGUGAUAAAAGUAUGUGCAUUGAAAACAGAUUUUGAACAAUUUCCUUAUGGCGAUAGAACAAUUGUAGGAGAAAGAGGAGUUUCACUUAGUGGUGGACAAAGAGCAAGAAUUAAUUUAGCUAGAGCUGUUUAUAAACCAGCGGAUAUUUACUUAUUGGAUGAUCCUUUAUCUGCUGUAGACACUCAUGUUGGCAAGCAUUUAUUUGAGAUAUGCAUUAAAGGUUAUCUGAAAGAAAAGACUUGUAUUCUUAUUACUCAUCAAUUACAAUAUCUAACUAAAGUUGAUCAAAUUAUUUUAAUGGAAAAUGCAAAUAUAUUAGCUGAAGGUUCAUAUCAGGAACUUCAAACUUCUGGUUUAGACUUUACAAAACUACUUGGAUCUUCAGUAGAAACAAAUGUUGUAUCAGAUAAUGAAUCUAAUUCUAAAUAUGAGAGUACCCAUACAUUAAGUCCUCGUACUAUUUUAUCAAGGCAAGUUUCUAUCCAAAGUGUUGCCUCAUCCAUUGAUGAGACCAAACUCGGAGCACAGGAAGAACCAAUCGAAAUAGCUGAAACUCGUUCAUCUGGAAAUAUUUCACUUACUGUAUACUCAUCAUAUUUUUCUGCUGGUGGAAAUGUUUGUAAAAUAUCAUUUUUAUUAUUUAUGUGUGUUUUCACCCAAGUCUUAGCAUCUGGUGGAGAUUAUUGGAUAACAUACUGGGUCAAUCUAGAAGAACUUGUUUUUCGUAAUACAAGUAGUAUAAAUGAUAAAUUGAUAUCCAUAGAUAAUAAUAGUACAACUACAUCGACGGCUAGUGUUAUGACUAAUCAAUUGUUGUGGUGGACAAUUUCACGGCAAACUUGUAUCAUAGUUUUUGCUGUCUUAACAUUUUCUAUGAUAUUGGCUACCCUUGUCAGGUCUGCUACAUUUGUAUCGGUUUGUAUGAGAGCAUCUAUGAAUUUGCAUAACAAGAUGUUCAAUGCUAUAACCAGAGCCACAAUGUAUUUUUUCAACACUAAUUCAUCUGGACGAAUUCUCAAUCGAUUUUCAAAAGACAUGGGCGCAAUUGACGAAAUGUUACCAGUAGCUUUAAUGGAUUGUAUUCAAAUUGGAUUAACACUAAUGGGAAUCAUCAUUGUUGUUGGAAUAGUUAACGUUUAUCUUAUGAUACCAACUUUCAUAGUUGGAAUAAUCUUUUACAAAAUUCGAGUUUUCUAUUUGUCAACUUCUCGAAGUGUCAAACGAUUGGAAGGAGUUACACGAAGCCCUGUAUUUGCACAUUUGAAUGCAUCUUUACAAGGUUUAACAACAAUUAGAGCAUUUGAAGCUGAGCAAAUUUUAUCUAAAGAAUUUGACAACCAUCAAGAUUUACAUUCUUCAGCAUGGUAUUUAUUUAUAUCUUCAAGUAGAGCAUUUGGUUUUUGGUUGGAUGUAGUCUGCCUUAUCUAUAUAAGCGUAGUAACAUUCAGUUUCUUAAUUAUGGGCAGCAAUACAUUUGGAGGAAAUGUUGGUCUGGCUAUUACUCAAGCAAUUGGAUUGACCGGUAUGUUCCAAUGGGGAAUGAGACAAUCAGCAGAAUUAGAAAAUCAAAUGACAUCAGUUGAAAGAGUACUAGAAUAUACAAAUGCCCCACAGGAAGCUGCUCUUGAAUCACCUCCAGAGAAAAAACCAUCAAAGGAUUGGCCUCAUAAAGGACAAAUCAUGUUCAAAAACUUUUAUUUGCGUUAUAGCCUAGAUACACCGCAUGUUUUGAAAGAUCUCAAUAUUAAGAUUGAAUCAAUGGAAAAAAUCGGGAUUGUUGGUAGGACUGGUGCUGGAAAGUCAUCCUUGAUAGGAGCAUUGUUUAGAUUGGCUGUAAAUGAAGGUUCCAUUUUUGUCGAUGAUUUAGACAUUAAUAAUUUGGGACUACAUGAACUUCGGUCCAAACUUUCAAUCAUUCCUCAGGAACCAGUUUUGUUUUCAGGAACAAUGCGAAAAAAUUUAGAUCCUUUUGAUGAAUACCCAGAUCAUGCUCUUUGGAAUGCUUUAGAUGAAGUUGAACUUAAGGAUGCAGUUGAAGAUUUACCUGGUGGCUUAAACUCAAAAAUGUCUGAAGGUGGUUCAAAUUUCAGCGUUGGUCAAAGACAAUUAGUGUGUUUGGCUAGAGCUAUAGUGCGGAACAAUAAAAUCCUUGUGUUAGACGAAGCCACUGCUAAUGUUGAUCCACAAACUGAUGCAUUGAUUCAAAAUACAAUUAGGAAUAAGUUCAGAAUGUGUACGGUCUUAACAAUCGCUCACCGUUUGAAUACUGUUAUGGAUUCUGACAAGGUUCUUGUAAUGGAUGCUGGCAAGAUGGUUGAAUUUGAUCAUCCGCAUAAUUUGUUGAAAAACAAAGAUGGGUUUUUAUACAAAAUGGUGGAUCAAACCGGAAAGACUACAGCUGAUUUGUUGCAUAGUGUAGCUGCCGAGAGCUAUAGAAACCAGCAGUUGACAAGAGAAUCUCCAAUCAAAUUAAUUGACGAAGAUGUAGAUGAUACGAGUAGGAAUACCUAG
Macrosiphum euphorbiae (potato aphid) is the source of this 3474-nucleotide messenger RNA. The record is from the annotation of a GenBank genome assembly. NCBI's taxonomy places the organism in Eukaryota, Metazoa, Arthropoda, Insecta, Hemiptera, Aphididae.